Molecule: messenger RNA, 768 nt
Organism: Ostrea edulis (European flat oyster)
Lineage: Eukaryota; Metazoa; Mollusca; Bivalvia; Ostreida; Ostreidae
Exons: 2
Coding region: 1-768 (255 amino acids)
Source: RefSeq, a predicted model, not a curated record
AUGGCAAUGCUGAAAAAAACAGACAAGACGGUGUACAUUGUGGUGGAGAGGGAUUUUGAGCUGAACAUUUUUGCAAAGGCAUUAACCUUUAUUUCCAAUUACAUCGAAGUUAAAACACAGAUGACCAAUACCAAAACGAUAGAUGUCCCUCAGCUUGUUGAACAAAUACCACCAGUUGAUAGAUUGGAUAAUGUAUACAUUGCUCCUCCAAACAUAAACAGGUACGGAACAAUUCUGAAAGUUGUGUCGCCUUUUAAGAGCAAGGUGACCUACGCUGUUGGCAAUACCAAGACAAUAGUGAAUCUUGCUCCCCAAGGAUACUUUGAAUUUUCAAUUACUGAAAAUCAAGUUGCUGUUAUUGAAUCAGAACGACCCGUUCUUUUAACCAGUGUUGGCACUGGAUCAGACACGUCAGGUGAUCCUUAUAUGAUAACCAUAUCCGGGGUAACGCAGUACCUUAACAAAUAUACAGUUAUCACUCCUAGCAAUUUUACAAGUAAUUAUGUUGCUUUGAUGAUUGAUGAAAGUUCAUUACCGCAUCUGACAAUCAACGAAAGAGAUUUGAUUGAGUAUGCCAGAACAUUUCAUGGCCCUGUGACAGUGAGGAAAGUUCGGUACAUUGUUCUGGUGGUGCAAUUGUCGGGUGGCGCUAUUAACGUCAAGACGACAAACAACGCAGUAUUUGGCUUGCUGGUAUAUGGUCAUAGAAAGAAUGACGGUUACGGAUUUGCAGCAAAUGUCGUGCUCCCGGACGUAUGUGUCCCAUGA